AUGACUUCAAGUCAAGACACCAAAAAUUUAGACGUAAAUAAUUCCAAUGAUUCCCUUCAAAGACAUGAACAUCAGUUGGGAGGACAUGAUAAAUUAUUGUCUUUAGAUAAUUUUAUUUUAGUUAAACCUUGUAAUAAAUUUGAAAAGGAUUUUUAUGAAUCUAGUGUAAUACACCCAAAAUUCGCAAAGUGGAUGCCUAAAUAUUUUGGAUGUUUAACAUUGCAAGGUCAUAAUUCUACACUUUCUGACCAAACAAUAGAUGUUAAUAUCAUCAGAAGAGGUAUUGAGGAACAGAACGCAAAUAUUACUGGAGCUGUUUGUAUAGAAAAUUGUUUGUAUAAAUUCAAAAAACCAUGUUUCUUGGAUUUAAAAUUAGGUAAACGACUUUAUGGAGAAGAUGCUGACGAAGCAAAAAAGCAAAAAAUGAUUAGAAAAGCGAAAAAUACCACAGCAGAUUCAUUCGCUUUUAAAUUAACAGCAUUUAAAGUAUUUAAAAAAUCAACCGAUAGUUAUGUCAAUUAUAGUAGAGAUUAUUGUAAUAAACUCAAUUCUGAUAAUUUAGCUUCAAGUUUCUUUCAUUUCUUUGAAGCAGACAUAUCAGAGAAACUACGUCAAACUAUUAUUAAACGUUUUAUAGAAGAUAUAGAAUCUCUGAUAGAAGUAAUGAAUAAUGAAGAAAUGAGACUUUAUGGAGCUUCUUUAUUUGUUAUUGUCGAAUUGGCAACACAACUUGGAAUAUCUGCUGGAGUUUCAAUAUAUUGUUUAUUACAAUUCGAAUGGAAUCGACGUCUAAAGUCUAUGCAAUAUUUAUAUAUCCCACGAACGAAACUUCCUAUAAAUCCCUCACCUCCAAUACCUCCUGGACUUUUUUCUUGGAUUAAAGCCACUAUUUUUCUACCUGACGAAUUUUAUUUAAAAAAUGUUGGAUUGGAUGCCACAAUUUAUAUUCGGUUUCUAUGGAUGGCAUUUCAAUUUCUAGUAUUUAAUACAAUAAUAGUUGGGUCUAUCCUUUUACCAAUAAAUUAUUAUGGUGGUGGAAAUGAGACAGGUGUCACAAUAUUUUCUAUGAAUAAUAUUCCUAUUGAAGUUACUGAACCAUUAUGGGCUCAUGCCAUAUGUACUUAUUUUGUAAGCAUAAGUUGGAUGUAUCUUUUAUAUAAAAAUUAUUAUGAUUAUAUGAAAAUGUUUGAACAACAUCUUUUAAAUAGAGUAGUUAAUGAUCCUAUUACCGCUCGAACUGUGAUGAUUUCAAGAAUUCCUCAUAAUUUAAGAUCAGAAGAAAAACUUCAGAAAUUUGUAGAAAAUUUGAGUUUGGGACCUGUUGAAUCCGCAAGAAUGGUACGACAUACCGGGAAGUUAGAUAGAAAAAUUGAUAGACGAGAGAAAGUUUUACUAGAAUUAGAAAAAGCUCAUAUACGACUAGCAAAAAAUGUUUGUAAUGCUAUUGAUAAACGCAAGUUUGGUUCCAAAUUUUUUGCCAAAUUAUUUGGUCAUAAAAAUGAUUCCUUUGUAAUUCUCGAGUCAGGUGAGACCAGUGAACAUCAACGGAUUCAAACACUUAUAGAAUGGUUGGAUCCACUAAGUUGUACUUUCCCUGGUGAUGAUACUAUAGAACAAGAAGAUAGUUAUGGACGAAAAUUUAUCAUAUGGAAUUCCCUUAGUCAAAUAUCAAAAAAAAUAAUUGACAAAUAUCAACCAACUCAUAGGGUUAAAUUUACGAAAAGUGUUCGUUCAAUUGAUCAUUUUCUUAAAAAAUUUAAUUAUCUGGAUCGUCGCAUUGCUGAAUUAAGAUCCAUGCCAAUAACUGAGGCACCAUAUAAAGCAACGAGUACCGGUUUUGUUACAUUUCGUGAUCAUAUUAGCGCUCAGUUAUGUGCUCAAAGCAUAAUGUGUUCCGAGCCUCAUACUUGUACAACGAAUAUGGCACCAGAGCCAAGAGAUUUACUUUGGGACAAUCUGACUAUGAGAUUUAAAGAAAAAGUGAUUCGUAAGAUUAUUGUAAAUGCAUGUGUAUGGGGUUUAACAAUAUUUUGGCUUUUCCCGAUUAUUUCCAUUCUUACUUUGACAUCUAUUGAUUCACUUUCUAAGGGUUUGAAAUUCCUGGGCCCUCUGUUGACAACUUCUCCGUUACUAUUAACCUUACUUCAAAAUGUAUUGCCAACAGUGUUGGUUUCGACUUGUAUGGCGAUUUUACCUUGGAUAUUAAUGGAACUUUCAAAGCAAGAAAGCUUUUCAUCUUAUUCAGGAUUAGAGGAAGCUGUUCUUGUGCGAUACUAUCACUUUUCAUUCUUUAACGUUUUUAUUGUGUUCUUAUUUGGUAUUACUUUUUUGCAAGCCAUUUUCGAUGUAAUCAAUAAACCAACAAGUAUUCUUGAUGUUUUGGCUACCAGUUUACCUCGGGGUGCGACCUUUUUUAUUAACUAUGUCAUUUUCAAUAUAAUUACGCAUGGGCUUGAACUUGUUCAAGUUGGAUCCCAACUAUUCUUUCAUAUUGCCCUUACUUCAAGAUUUAUAGCAACCACUCCACGAAUGUUACAACGAAUUACACAUCCAUGGUCUUUCCAAUUUUAUUAUUAUUAUCCUAUGCACAUUUUGGUCUUCGUUAUUACACUUACAUAUUCCACAAUCAAUCCAUUGAUCUUGGUUUUUUCUCUCGUUUAUUAUUCCAUUGCACUUGUUGUAUUUAAACAUCAAUUUGCUUAUUGUUACGUGCGUCGGUAUGAAGCUGGUGGAAAAUUUUAUCACCGAGUCUUCGGAUACACUACUGAUGGUUUGAUCGUCUUUCAAUUAACUAUUCUUGGGAUGAUCUGGUUACGUAAAGCCGUCUUCUCGGGAGCCACUCUUAUUCCACUUUUAGCAGGAACCAUUUAUUUUAAAUAUUAUUGUCACAAGACGUUUCAUUCUAGAACACAUUUCUUGGCUUUAGAUUCACGUGAUAAAAUUCCUAAUGCAGGACAAGAUGAUCAAGAAGAUAAUCAGGAACAAGUUGGUAAAGUUGGUAAAGUAGAAAAGAUUAAUACAGAUAAUUCUGAAUCAUCGGGGAAAGCCAUGAAAUCUGAUAAGAAAUUUAAUGAUGUACAUGAAGAAACUAAUAGUAGUAACGGAAUUAAAGAAACUGUAAUUGAAAACAGAUUUGAGGGCAAGAUAACGGAUGAUAAAUUCUAUAAAUUGGGAAGUGAUAAUGAAAUUAAUAUGGAAAAUAAUUUGAAGAAAAAUUAUUCUUAUUAUUCCGAAAAUACAGAAAAAAUUGGUAAUUCAGAAGAAAGUUUAACUGUUUUUGGGAGAUCAGAUAAGAAACAAUUAAUUAAUAUUGGAGAAAUUAAUGAAAAUACUCAAAGUUCAAUUGAUAUUACCCAAACAAAUACUUUAGAUGAAAAGAAAGAAAGUGAUAUUGCAAAUAAAUCAUCAUUUAAUAAUGAUGGCAAAAAGUUAAAAAUUGAAAUUGAUACAAAUAUUCCUUUAGUUUUAACUCCGGACAGACUUUCUAUUCAAGAUACUGGUGCUCGACGUUUGACUUCACGUGGAAACCUUCAGGGAUGUAUUAUACAUCCGGCACACUUUAUACAUGAUCCUAAUCGUAAAAUAGUUCAAGAUAAUGUCUCUCCUUAUCAGACUUACACACAUCCUAAUCUCGUGAAAUCUUUAAAUCGUAAACUUUGGUUACCUCGUGAUCCUCUUAAAAAAAUAAAUGUUGAUGGUACCGUUGAACUUGAUCGAGCAUUAACUUCAAGUGAAGGAGGUUCAGGAAUUGUUGGAUAUUGGGGUGGGGUAUCUUCAUAUUUAGGUGAAGCGAGAGUUAGUAUGCAUGGUGCACAUGAAUUUCCUAUUUCACCAUUUCAUCAACGUUAUGGAACAAAUCAUAAAAGAAAACCAACUUCUGAAACAGGACCUGCUGAACAAUGUGAUGAAGAAGAAAUUUCACCUUAUGACUGUGGACUACUGUCACCAGAGGAAGAGGGAAUAGUGACUUUAAAUGGAUUUAACAGUGGAGAGUUGAAAUCGGUUGUAAUUUUAACUUCAUAUGAGCAUAUAUUAUAG
This is a messenger RNA of Diversispora eburnea, 4038 nucleotides long. Lineage: Eukaryota; Fungi; Glomeromycota; Glomeromycetes; Diversisporales; Diversisporaceae. The record is from the annotation of a GenBank genome assembly.